Molecule: messenger RNA, 880 nt
Organism: Labrus mixtus (cuckoo wrasse)
Lineage: Eukaryota; Metazoa; Chordata; Actinopteri; Labriformes; Labridae
Exons: 2
Coding region: 49-834 (261 amino acids)
Source: RefSeq, a predicted model, not a curated record
AUCCACAACGGACCUCAACCAGGAGCGACAGGAUGACACACAGAUUUAAUGGUACUGUGUCUGUAUGUGCUGGCAGAGGAAAGAAGACUGCUUGGAAACUUGGAAGUCUCUCCCAGAGGUGAAGGAUGGACGGUGGGUCUGGGACACACUUCUGCACAUUUGCAUCAUAGUUGUAGGUUGAUGCAUUAUGUAAGCAUACAGAACCAGCAGGCUCACUGCAGAAGAACUGAUCUGAUCUAUUUAAUGUUUUUACUCCACUUGAGGGCGACAUUAUCAGGUAGGAGGUUCAUCACCUCUGCACUGAGUUCAACCUUUCUGUCAAUACAAACUGCUGCAAGGAAGAGAACUUUUCUCACUCUGAAUGUUGAACAUCAGAGAGUUCCUCCUGUUGGUUUAAACCUUGUUGUAGAGAUGGAACUUUGGCUGUGGAUUAUUCUGGCUGCUCUUUUAUUAGAGUGUAAAGGAGAAGACAGAGUGAUCCAGCCAACAGAAGAUGUCUUUGCUUCUGAAGGAGACACAGUCACACUUGAUUGUAAAUUUGAGACAACUUACACAACCCCCUCUUUGUUCUGGUACAGACAAGAAAUGGGUGAUUUCCCAAAGUACCUGUGGAAAAGCUAUGCAGGACUGUCACAAAAUGCUCUUGGGAUCUCAGAAGACAGAUUUAAUGCAACAAUCAACGGGAAAUCAGUUCCUCUGAAGAUCCAGAAGCUUCAGCUGACUGACUCUGCUGUGUACUACUGUGCUCUGCAGCCCACAGUGACAGGAAACACCACAACUCUGUACAAAAACCUCUGGAGAGAAGACAACACAAUACUCCACAACAUCCACUAGAGGGAGUCACACACUGAUAAACUUUAGUUGUAUGUGUUGAUACAGU